AUGACAGGUAUCCUUCCUGCUUACACCCCAGGUAUCCUUCCUGGUUACACCCCAGGUAUCCUUCCUGGUUACACCCCAGGUAUCCUUCCUGCUUACACCCCAGGUAUCCUUCCUGGUUACACCCCAGGUGUUCUUCCUGGUUACACCCCAGGUAUCCUUCCUGGUUACACCCCAGGUAUCCUUCCUGGUUACACCCCAGGUAUCCUUCCUGCUUACACCCCAGGUAUCCUUCCUGGUUACACCCCAGGUAUCCUUCUUGGUGACACCACAGGUAUCCUUCCUGGUUACACCCCAGGUAUCCUUCCUGGUUACACCACAGGUAUCCUUCCUGGUUACACCACAGGUAUCCUUCCUGGUUACACCACAGGUAUCCUGCCUGGUUACACCCCAGGUAUCCUUCCUGGUUACACCACAGGUAUCCUUCCUGGUUACACCCCAGGUAUCCUUCCUGGUUACACCCCAGGUAUCCUUCCUGGUUACACCAAAGGUAUCCUGCCUGGUUACACCCCAGGUAUCCUUCCUGCUUACACCCCAGGUAUCCUUCCUGGUUACAUCCCAGGUAUCCUGCCUGGUUACACCCCAGGUAUCCUUCCUGGUUACACCCCAGGUAUCCUUCCUGCUUACACCCCAGGUAUCCUGCCUGGUUACACCACAGGUAUCCUUCCUGGUUACACCCCAGGUAUCCUUCCUAGUUACACCCCAGGUGUUCUUCCUGGUUACACCACAGGUAUCCUGCCUGGUUACAAAACAGGUAUCCUUCUUGGUUACACCCCAGGUAUCCUUCCUGCUUACACCCCAGGUAUCCUGCCUGGUUACACCACAGGUAUCCUUCCUGGUUACACCACAGGUAUCCUUCCUGGUUACACCACAUGUAUCCUUCCUGGUUACACCACAGGUAUCCUGCCUGGUUACAAAACAGGUAUCCUUCUUGGUUACACCCCAGGUAUCCUUCCUGGUUACACCCCAGGUAUCAUGCCUGGUUACACCACAGGUAUCCUUCCUGGUUACACCCCAGGUAUCCUUCCUGGUUACACCCCAGGUGUUCUUCCUGGUUACACCACAGGUAUCCUUCCUGGUUACACCACAGGUAUCCUGCCUGGUUACAAAACAGGUAUCCUUCUUGGUUACACCACAGGUGUCCUUCCUGGUUACACCACAGGUAUCCUUACUGGUUACACCACAGGUAUACUCCCUGGUUACACCACAGGUAUCCUUCCUGGUUACACCACAGGUAUCCUGCCUGGUUACAAAACAGGUAUCCUUCUUGGUUACACCACAGGUGUCCUUCCUGGUUACACCACAGGUAUCCUUACUGGUUACACCACAGGUAUACUCCCUGGUUACACCACAGGUAUCCUUCCUGGUUACACCACAGGUAUCCUGCCUGGUUACAAAACAGGUAUCCUUCUUGGUUACACCACAGGUAUCCUUCCUGGUUACACCCCAGGUAUCCUUCCUGGUUACACCCCAGGUAUCCUUCCUGGUUACACCACAGGUAUCCUUCCUGGUUACACCACAGGUAUUCUUCCUGGUUACACCACAGGUAUCCUUCCUGGUUACACCACAGGUGUCCUUCCUGGUUACACCACAGGUAUCCUUCCUGGUUACACCACAGGUAUCCUUCCUGGUUACACCACAGGUAUCCUUCCUGGUUACACCACAGGUAUCCUUCCUGGUUACACCACAGGUAUCCUGCCUGGUUACACCACAGGUAUCCUUACUGGUUACACCAUAGGUAUCCUUCCUGGUUACACCACAGGUAUCCUUCCUGGUUACACCACAGGUAUCCUGCCUGGUUACACCACAGGUAUCCUUCCUGGUUACACCCCAGGUAUCCUUCCUGGUUACACCAUAGGUAUCCUUCCUGGUUACACCACAGGUAUCCUUCCUGGUUACACCACAGGUAUCCUGCCUGGUUACACCACAGGUAUCCUUCCUGGUUACACCACAGGUAUACUCCCUGGUUACACCACAGGUAUCCUUCCUGGUUACACCACAGGUAACCUUCCUGGUGACAUCACAG
Salvelinus namaycush (lake trout) is the source of this 2023-nucleotide messenger RNA. RefSeq names its product elastin-like. Lineage: Eukaryota; Metazoa; Chordata; Actinopteri; Salmoniformes; Salmonidae. The transcript has 3 exons. The record is from RefSeq and is a predicted model, not a curated record. The annotation marks the transcript as partial.